GUGCUCCCAUCCACCACCAUGCCAUGCUGCCCUCCGUUGCCGUGAUGUCCUCCUCCCCCUCCCGAGCAGCGCUCUCCUGCUCCCCGCAACGCAGGACCCCCCCGCCCCCGCCCAUCAACCUCGACGACUGCAAGGGCCCGCCGCGCAUCCCGGCCACUCGCUCGAGUGCAUCCCCCACCAGCACCUCCAAGGCCAGCACGUCGUUUGUUUUUACCUCGUCCCGCCUUCAUCUCGUGCCUGGCUAUGCUUCCCAUCCACCUGCCCCCUGCUCGCCCAUGUCGCCUCUAGCAGACAUCGGCAGCACCUCCGCAGCGUCCGCAGGCCAACGGUCUCGCCCUGCUCUCACUCAGCACCAGCUCGCAAAACACUCCGAGGGGGCCAUCGACGCGCGCACCAUCCUCGGUCCCAACAUGCGCGCCGCGGGCUUCGUCCAUCUUGCCCAGGCCGUUGCGAGCUCGCCCCAUCACCAGGCCCAGCGUACGCCCUCCAGCCCACCUUCGACGCCGAGUGCUGGGCACCCGACACCCACGGAUCCCCCGCCGUUCCCACCUAUCAUGUUCCUUAGUCCCACCGCUGUCACCAAGACGCCUUUGUGGGACUACCAACGAGGCGAGUACGAGCGCGGCGCAGCGUGGCCUAUGGGAAGUAAGGAGGUGGCGAGGUUGUCUGGGGUAAAUACGAGGCAGACGACUAACGUGGAGAAUAGCGUUGAGGGGAGCAGCAGCAGUGCAGCUGAUACCGGUACGCGUCCAAAGUUAGGCUCGAAACGUUCCACAUCCUCUACAAUCGUUUCCUCCUCCUCCACCCUCCUCAGCCCUUCAUCAACAAUAACAGCAUCUGGCUCUCCUUCCGUUUCCUCUUCCGCAUCCGUCGAGCCGUCAUCAUCUCCCCCUUCACCCAAGCUUCCCACGACUUCACCCGGCACGACUCUCAAGCCGUCUCCGGUGUUUGACGCGCCGCGCUCUCCGGAACGCAAGACCAAAGGCAAGGAGCGCGCACUGGAAGAAUAUCCCUUCCCGCAGACGGGCGUGUCCAAGACGGCUCCGCCGUCACCGAGCACGCCGGCCUCGCCCACGCGCCGCCCCCUCAUGGGAGUGCCGUCAUUCUCAUCCGCUACGCUACUCAGCCAUGCUUCACGACGCUCAGGCAAGGAAAGACAAAGAAGCGGUACAAGAGAUCAGCCGGACACUUCUUCGCCUCAUGAAUACGUGCUCAGUCUCUCGGAGCUAUGCGUCUCUCCCCCGCCUAUGUGGACUGCGACUAUGUUUGCCCCAAACAGCAGCAGCAGCAGCAGCUCGCCGUGGCCGAUGUCGCGCGCAGCGUCGUCGGGGUCGGGGUCAAGCUGUUCAUGGCCGCCGUCGGAGUUACGGGUCAAGCAGGAAGGCGAGGAGACAGUGAAGGGAAACGAGAAGGAGAGGCAGGGCGAGGCGAAGCCGCGGGUGUUCAGGGCACGUGAGCGCGUCGGCGAGCGGGGGCGGGACACGGUAGGACGGACGCAGAAGCAACGUGAUCGGCCCGGGCCAGACAAGGAGCCACAGCUGUCCACGUUGAGCUUGCCAAAGAGACCAAGAGUGCAACGGCGGCACUCGUAUGGGUUUGCGCACGUGCCCCGCACGAAGACGCAGACGAAGAGCGUCGCGAGCGACCUUGUCAGCGACGCGGAGACGAUGGUCGACACUGUCUCGGUGUCGAGCAGGCCUGUGACUGAGCUUGCGUCCCGAACGACGUCCCUUCUCAUUGGGUUCAUUGGUGUUCGUCCUCUCAUCUUCUCGGGUUCACGUGCCCUGUCUGCCUGCCGCUUAACGCGCAGCUCUCAAUAUCCAUCCCACCUCUUAUCUGCAUUCUCUGCGCACGGGCGCUGUGUAGGGAUCUGCGACGCCUGCCGGUCCGAAGCCGCCCCCGACGAGGUGCGGACACCUGCCACCUUUACAGCGCCCCAAGGCGCCUUCGCGUAUCCCGCUCCAUAUUCUGAUUCGCCAGCGAUGAAUUUCAAACUCAACACGCACAUUCGUGAAUUAGCAGCUCGCGCCGCCGAUGAUUGGGCAAAGACGGGCCUGAUCAUGAUUACGAGCCGAGGGAGGAAUGAGGAUCCAGACUCUGCAGAGCCGCGUAUACUGUACGCACGGUCAACGGUGCGAGCGAGAAUGGCCCAGGGGGCUCGUCGUGAGGUCGGCUGCAGACCAGCCCCUAACGAAGGCGAAGACGAAGGCACGAAUGUAUGGCCAGUUCGCUUCCCGAGAGUCGGACGCAAGAUAGUUACAGAGAUAGCGCAGCGAGCUAGAGCGUCGUCCAGCACAUUUGCAGAGAGAACCGAAGAAGGCGAAGAUCAACAAUUUACUUGUGUUAAAGGCGAUGACGGUCCAGACCACGAGAACGCUUCAAAGUUCGCACAUCAGAAGAGCGAGGCAGGGACGCACACGGAUACGGCAAAUGGACUUCCCGCAAGUGCAGGCGUCGCAGUAGCCAACUCGCUAGAGGAGGUCAGCAGACCGCCUGAGCGCCGAGGGGCGAUGAGGGGCGAUAUCGAGGCGACAAAUGCCACGAGCAGACAGCGUGCUAAUACUCGCGUGGACGACGUGAGAGAAUGCCGUGGAGCGCUCUCGAGAAGGUUUGCAGAAGCGGCAGAUCGGGGCAUCCACGAUUUUCUCCUCCCAGCUCGGGGGUGGUUAAUGUAUUGCAAUGAAGGCGGUGAUCAUGGAAGAGGGGAUAGCGGAUUCGGGGGGAGGAGGACAGCCGGUUCUAAUGUCAAGGGUUGCGUGGCAAGGGGGGAUCGUGAUGAAUGA
Molecule: messenger RNA, 2783 nt
Organism: Laetiporus sulphureus 93-53
Lineage: Eukaryota; Fungi; Basidiomycota; Agaricomycetes; Polyporales; Laetiporaceae
Exons: 8
Coding region: 24-2783 (919 amino acids)
Source: RefSeq, a predicted model, not a curated record